ACGCAAACCCUGCGAGUCUCUCCGAUUGAAAAGACACUAGUCCGCAGAAACUCUCUCAUCUUAGCGGGCGAAGAAGAAGAAAAUGGCAAGCGAAACCGCAAUAGAAGGCACCGCGACAGAGGCUACAGCUUCUGGCGCAGAGCAGCCGCAACAGCACAAGCUAGAGAGGAAGUGGACGUUCUGGUUUGAUAAUCAAUCCAAGCCUAAACAAGGUGCCGCCUGGGGCACCUCUCUCCGCAAGAUCUACACGUUCGAUACCGUCGAAGAAUUUUGGUGUUUGUAUGAUCAAAUAUUCAAGCCCAGCAAACUGCCCGGAAAUGCUGAUUUCCACUUAUUCAAAGCUGGAAUUGAACCCAAGUGGGAAGAUCCUGAGUGUGCUGGUGGAGGGAAAUGGUCUGUUACUUGUGGCAGGAAGGCUAUCCUUGAUACCAUGUGGCUGGAGACUUUGAUGGCUUUGAUUGGGGAACAAUUUGAUGAGGCUGAUGAGAUUUGUGGUGUGGUUGCAAGUGUGCGCCAAAGGCAGGAUAAACUUGCAUUGUGGACGAAGACAGCUACAAAUGAGGCUGCUCAGAUGGGCAUUGGCAAGAAGUGGAAAGAGAUCAUUGAUGUCACUGACAAGAUCACAUACAGCUUCCAUGAUGAUUCAAGAAGGGAAAGAUCUGCCAAAGGCCGAUAUAAUGUAUAAGCUCUCCUCAAUAGUUUUGCAGUAAAGCUUUUGUUUCGCAUGAUCAGAUAUGCAAUGAAAUUAAAGCGCGCUUCAAGGAAGAUUCCCUGAAUGGAUGUAUUUUAGUGCUUGUCUAAUUUUGUUAUUUGGCAAUUUUGAAGUUCUAUGGAAGUAUUUUAGCAUCUGGCAAUCUGUAUCAGAGAGACUAGAGACGAGGGCAGAUUGUUGCGUCUAAUACAUGUAGAAGAAAAUGUCUCAAUUCAUUUUAAUACUUGAUUUUCCGCAUCUACUAGAGGUUAAUUUUGGAUCACAUGGGUAGAUGUGCUAUUAUUAUUAUUUAUUUAUUCAGUUGGCUUCAUUUGAAUUCGAA
This is a messenger RNA of Manihot esculenta (cassava), 1034 nucleotides long. Its product is annotated as eukaryotic translation initiation factor. Gene Ontology annotation, molecular function: RNA 7-methylguanosine cap binding; translation initiation factor activity. NCBI's taxonomy places the organism in Eukaryota, Viridiplantae, Streptophyta, Magnoliopsida, Malpighiales, Euphorbiaceae. Gene Ontology annotation, biological process: translational initiation. The transcript is spliced from 5 exons. Gene Ontology annotation, cellular component: cytoplasm; eukaryotic translation initiation factor 4F complex. The record is from RefSeq and is a predicted model, not a curated record. Bases 83 to 685 code for a protein of 200 amino acids.